Messenger RNA from Wasmannia auropunctata (little fire ant), 2212 nucleotides. It is a transcript of the gene TH1, whose product is annotated as negative elongation factor D. Gene Ontology annotation, biological process: negative regulation of transcription elongation by RNA polymerase II. The transcript is spliced from 7 exons. Gene Ontology annotation, cellular component: NELF complex; nucleus. Bases 409 to 2163 code for a protein of 584 amino acids. Gene Ontology annotation, molecular function: RNA binding. The record is from RefSeq and is a predicted model, not a curated record. NCBI's taxonomy places the organism in Eukaryota, Metazoa, Arthropoda, Insecta, Hymenoptera, Formicidae.
AAAAUUUUUUGAUUGGUUGGUCCAAUGGAAAAACUCCGGUCGCUGUGGUGAGACACUGGGUCGCUGUGAAUGGCUAUUGUCAUUAACACGGUUGAAUAGGACUUCCAGAAACUCCGACCAUUCUCCGACUGUAGACUUUUUAUGCCUCAGUUUUAUUGUGAAUCAUUCGAGAUUAUUCGAGAUCAGAAAAGAUCAGAGGAAAUCACGAACAAAAUAAACCGAAGUAGAUGAUCGGUUCCAAGGAUUUCUGGAAAACCUUAAAUAUUGGUUACCGUGUGGAUUGCGCAUUAUUUCGCAACGUUGAUCCGUUAGCAAUCAAACGCACAGUUCAACACAACAGUUGCGCACAGUCAAACCGAGUCGGAUAUAGUAGUUGUGUAGCGUAGCACUUUGCCUUAUUUGAGAAAGAUGGAGACUGAUUACGACGACGAUCGUAGUGGUUGGGGAGACGAGAUGAACCGAAGCACCGACGAGUGUAGCGGGGAAGAUACAUUUGACAAUCCACAGGAAGUACUAAACGAAUGUUUGGAUAAGUUCAAAACGGCUGACUAUAUAAUGGAGCCCGGUAUUUUCGCCCAACUUAAGAGAUACUUCCAAGCCGGAGGAAAUCCCGAGCAAGUUAUAGAAUUGCUGUCGAAAAAUUACACGGCUUGCGCACAGACGGCGAAUCUACUCGCGGAAUGGUUGAUUCUUGCCGGGGUAAAGGUCACCGACGUGCAGGCGAUGGUGGAAAAUAAUUUGAAGGACAUGAUCCUUAAAACUUUCGAUCCCAAGAAAGCGGACAAGAUCUUUACCGAAGAGGGUGAAACUCCGGCCUGGUUGACUGAAAUGAUACAGCACCCUACUUGGCGAUCCCUUAUCUAUAGGCUCGCGGAGGAGUAUCCGGAUUGCUUAAUGUUAAAUUUCACCAUCAAGCUUAUAUCCGACGCUGGAUUCCAAGGCGAAAUCACGAGCAUUUCGACCGCGGCCCAGCAAAUCGAGGUCUUCUCGCGCGUGCUGAAGACCGCGAUUGCUGGAUUUCUGAAGAAUACAGAAAACUGGCAGUCCAGCAUACAGGAGUGUGCGAAAAUGGUGUGUCACGGCCAGCACACCUAUGUAUACAGUCAGGUCUUGUUGCAAAUUCUCGCGCAAGAACCCCGUGGUGGCUUCAUGAUGAAAAGACUCUCCCAAGAGAUCACCAAGUGCGCGCAACAAAGUCGACACGAUGUCACGCCGAUAACAAUGGCCCUGAACGGCGCUGCUGGUAGUCCCGCAGCGUGUCAGGCUCUAGCGUCUAUGUUGUCGAGAAACACCUUAAAUCCCGCUGAUAUCACGGUCUUGUUUAGAAAUUAUUCUGCAGCGGAGCCACCUCCCAUUGAAUUGUUGCGCAAUCCACAAUUUUUAGAAUUACUGGUUGAUGCACUUUUUAAGCCCGGUGUAAAGAUAAAUCCUGAACAUAAAUCAAAAUACAUACAUUUACUAGCUUAUGCAGCAAGUGUGUGCGAGACAGCUCCUAAAAAAAACAGUGCCCGCAAAAUUAAUAAGGACGAGUUGAAAACGACUACUCAGGCAAUUGAGAAAGUGCAUAAUAUAUGUAACAUAAAUAAAGGAUCGACUGAGCUAAUAGCAGAAUUGCAUACCCUGUAUCAAAGCAUACGAUUUCCUGUUGUAAGCGUGGGUGUGAUACGGUGGGUAGAGUGUACUGUGACUGAACCUUCAUACUUUAAAUUAUGUACAGAGCAUUGCCCCGUGCAUCUCGCUUUACUAGAUGAAGUUGUACACUGCCAUCCCUUGUUGCAUCCAAAAAUACUACGAUUACUUGUACAAUUGUUUGAAAGCAAGCAAGACGAAUUAGAGAUACUUGUACAACUGGAAAUGAAAAAGAUGUUAAUCGACAGAAUGGUGAAUUUGCUAAGCAGAGGUUGCGUAGUACCUGUCGUAUCCUAUAUUAAGCAAUGUUGGCAACGUGGCGAUACAGAUAUAUCUUUAAUUAGAUAUUUCGUUACCGAGGUCUUGGAAGCGAUAUCAUCUCCAUAUACAACCGAAUUUAUGCAAUUAUUUUUGCCAAUGGUAGAAAACGAAGAGAUUACUGGAACUAUGCGUGGAGAGAGUGAUAAUGAUCUAGUUACAGAAUUCAUUGUACAUUGCAAGAGUAAACUGGAAGACUGCCCUGCUGUGAGAUGACGUUAUAAAAAUUGAUCACGAGUGGGUCACAUCAAAGAAAAGCAGUAAC